Labrus mixtus (cuckoo wrasse) is the source of this 5308-nucleotide messenger RNA. RefSeq names its product NPC1-like 1 (gene npc1l1). Lineage: Eukaryota; Metazoa; Chordata; Actinopteri; Labriformes; Labridae. The record is from RefSeq and is a predicted model, not a curated record. The transcript has 21 exons. Gene Ontology annotation, cellular component: membrane. The coding region runs from base 183 to 4277 and encodes 1364 amino acids. Gene Ontology annotation, molecular function: lipid carrier activity.
ACAGACAGACAGACAGACAGACAGACAGACAGACAGAUGGUAGGAGAGAGAGGACAGAACAUCUCACACUGUCUAAUCUCAUCUAAUGUAUCUUCUAAAAGAGAAUCAGUUAUUAAUAAACACUCCAUUUAACUGAACCUAAGGACCCCGACUCUUCUGCUGCUGAAAAACUCCCAGGAAUCAUGGUCCGUGUCGCAGCUCUGAUAAUUUUCCUGGCCUGUAUGGCUCUGUCAGAAGCCGAACAUGAGCCCGGCUUUUGUGCUUUCUAUGAGGAGUGUGGUCGUAACCCGUCACUUGGAGAAACUCUCAUUCCUCCUAUCGUCCCCUGUCUCAACUAUAGCAGUGCCCGUCUACUCACAGGGGAACACUACAAGAAGCUCCGAGAGGUGUGUCCAAUUCUGGACCAAGGUGAAGGCAACACAUUCGCCUGCUGCUCCAUCAAACAGCUAAAAUCCCUGGAAAUGAGUCUGACCCUGUCCAAGGCAGUGCUGGUCCGCUGUCCUUCCUGUGCUGAGAACUUUGCACACCUGCACUGCAUCAACACCUGCAGCCCCAACCAGAGCCAGACAGUCAAAGUUACAAAGGUCAUGAACGUCACUACCUCUGGCAAGACGAGGGAGGCAGUAGUAGGUUACAAGGCGUACCUCAGCACUAAUUUUGCAGAUGCUUCUUUCAAGUCAUGUCAAAAUGUCAGGAUCCCCGCCACAGGGGGUUUCGCCAUUGCCACCAUGUGUGGUAGAUAUGGCGCCAAGCUGUGCAACCCCCAGCACUGGUUUGACUUCCAGGGAGACUCUAGUAACGGCCUGGCACCACUGGACAUCGACUUCAACCUAUUAAAACCAGGAGACACUGCUGGACUACCAGAAGGUGUGAUUCCCUACAAUGGACGUGCUCUGAACUGUAACGAGACCACCCCAUCAGGAGGUCAGGUCUGCUCCUGCCAGGACUGCCAAGAGUCGUGCCCAAAGAUGCCGGAUCCUCCUCUGCCUCCAGGCCCAUUCAGACUGAUGGGAACAGACGGCUUCCUUGUGAUUUGCAUAAUCUUACUUUGUCUUUUGGUGUUUGCUUUCCUUCUCUACCUCUUAGCUGCUUACUUGACAAGGUCUCAGAAAAAAAAGUAUAAAAACACAGGAAAGAGAAAAGAGAAAGGCAAAGACCAGAACAGUAAUGAUGUGACUCAGCAGAUCAUUGAUCCGUCAGAGGUGACGUGUGCUGACAGGAACAGCCUGGCUGCCCAAGCUUUCCUAAGCUUACAGUUCCAGCGUUGGGGAACACUCAUGGCCACAUAUCCUCUCUGGGUGCUCCUGGUGUCAGCUGUAGUCGUGGCUGUUUUCGCCGCCGGUCUCAAGUCCAUUGAGCUCACCACUGACCCCGUCGAGCUGUGGUCCGCGGCCAACAGCCGAGCUCGCCAGGAGAAAGAAUUCCACGACAAACACUUUCAACCCUUCUUCAGGACGAACCAGCUGAUCUUGACGGCACCCAGCAGAAAGGGCCACAUUUAUGAAUCUUUGUUAUUUGGACCACAGAACUUCAGUGGGCUUGUUUCCAAAGACCUCAUCAUUGAGCUGCUGGAGCUCCAGCAACAAAUUCAGAAAAUUGAGUUCUGGUCAGAGGAUCUGAAUCGCACAGCAAGUCUGAAAGAUGUGUGUUAUGCACCACUAAACCCAUCCGACCCCUCCCUGACGGACUGUGCAACCAACAGCUUGCCACAGUACUUCCAGAACAGCUUGGACAACAUUAACGCUAAGAUUAACAUGACAGAGCUUGGUGUGACAAAAGAAGUGGACUGGCGGGACCAUUUAAUCUAUUGUUUCAACUCUCCCCUGUCGUUUAAGGACAUCACUGAUCUAGGCAUGAGCUGCAUGGCUGAUUAUGGAGGGCCUGUCUUUCCUUUUCUGGCUGUGGGAGGCUAUGAUAACGACGACUUCACCAAUUCAGAGGCUUUUAUCAUGACCUUCUCCCUCAACAACUAUGUUCGAAGCAGCAUCAAGUUCAAAGUGGCCAUGCAGUGGGAGACAGAGUUUCUUAAAAUUGUCCAGGACUACCAGAAAGACCCUGCCUGCAACUUUACCUUUGCGUACAUGGCAGAGAGGUCUCUAGAAGACGAGAUUAACCGAACAACCGCAGAGGAUAUCCCCAUCUUCAUGAUCAGCUAUGCUGUAAUCUUUGUUUACAUUGCUGUGGCACUGGGGGAGUACACUUCAUGGAAAAGAAUACUGGUGGACUCCAAGUUCCUGGUGGGUCUGGGUGGGAUCUUGGUUGUCGGCUGUUCUGUCCUGUCCUCAAUGGGUUUCUACUCCUGGAUCGGUAUCCCCUCUUCGCUGGUUAUCCUGCAGGUCGUGCCUUUCCUGGUGCUCGCUGUCGGAGCUGACAACAUCUUCAUCUUUGUUCUGGAGUAUCAGAGAGAUGUCCGGAGACAUGGAGAGAAAAGAGAGGAGCAGAUUGGUCGGGUCCUUGGAAAUGUAGCUCCCAGCAUGCUCUUGUGCAGUCUCUCUGAGUCUGUUUGCUUCUUUCUAGGGGCCCUGUCCACCAUGCCAGCAGUGAAGUCCUUUGCUCUGUAUGCUGCUUUGGCUGUGCUCGUGGACUUCAUCCUCCAGAUGACAGCAUUUGUGGCGCUGCUGUCCCUGGAUGCCCGACGUCAAGACAACAACCGCUGUGAACUGUUGUGCUGUGUCAAAGUGUCAACCCAGCGUCCAAACAAGCCAAAUGAGGGCUUCCUGCUGCCCUUCAUGAGGAAAUACUACGCCCCAGUCCUACUGCACAGUGUCACCAGAUUCAUAGUGAUGCUGGUUUUCAUCUUUAUGCUCUGCGGAUCAUUAUUCCUCAUGUUUAAUGUGACUGUUGGCCUGGAUCAGGAGCUGGCCAUGCCCCAGGGCUCUUAUAUGCUGGACUAUUUCAAGUAUCUUUACAAAUACUUUGAAGUUGGAGUCCCUGUAUAUUUUGUCACAAAAAAAGGCUUCAACUUCAACUCUGUGGAGGGUAUGAAUGCAGUUUGCUCCAGCGUGGGCUGUGAUCAGUUCUCCCUAACCCAAAAGAUCCAGUACGCUGCCAACUUCCCCCAUUUAUCCUACAUGGCUAUUCCUGCUAACUCCUGGGUGGAUGAUUUCAUCGACUGGUUGAACCCUGGAUCCAAAUGUUGUCGUCUUUACACCUUGGGUCCAAACACUGGAAAGUUCUGUCCUGCAAGCCAAUCUCCUUUCCUGUGUGGGAAAAAGUGUAUGGCUACUCCUCCAAACGGUGUCCUCAGACCCAAUGAGGAACAAUUCAACCGCUUCCUACCGGACUUCCUGGGUAACAGGCCAGACCUGCAGUGCCCUAAAGGAGGUCUUGGAGCGUAUGACACAGCUGUGGUGAGAGAUGAGAGUGGAGAAAUUAUAGCUACUCGCUUCAUGGCUUACCACACACCUUUAACCAACUCUCAAGAGUUCACCGCUGCGCUGCAGAAGUCCAGAGAGCUUGCCCACAACAUCACGAUGGGCAUGAGGGCAAUACCAGGAACCUCACCUGACUUUGAAGUAUUUCCUUACACGGUGACCAGUGUAUUUUACGAGCAGUACCUUACUAUCGUGCCUGAAGGACUCUUUAACAUCUCCUUGUGUCUGCUGCCGACCUUUGUGGUGUGCUGUCUGCUGCUGGGUUUGGACCUGCGCUCGGGUUUGCUUAACUUGAUCACCAUCAUCAUGAUCGUUGUGGAUACUGUUGGUAUCAUGACACUGUGGGACAUCGAUUAUAACGCAGUGGCCCUCAUCAAUCUGGUCACGGCAGUGGGCAUCUCUGUGGAGUUUGUGUCUCAUAUGACGAGAUCGUUUGCACUCAGCACUAAACACACACACGUAGAGAGAGCAAAGGAGGCGACAGCCAACAUGGGCAGUGCAGUGUUUGCUGGUGUUGCAAUGACCAACCUGCCAGGCAUCCUGGUGCUGGCGUUUGCAAAAGCACAACUCAUACAAAUCUUCUUCUUCCGACUAAACCUGAUCAUCACACUUCUGGGCUUGGCUCAUGGACUCAUAUUCCUCCCUGUGCUGCUCAGCUACUUCGGUCCGAGUGUGAAUAAAGCUGUGUUGCUGCAGCAGCAGCAGCAGCAGCAGGCCAAAGCAAAGGCCGAGCAGGAGCUGGAGAUGAGAAACACAAUUGAACACAUUUAUGAUAACAUGAGUUAUGAAGACAAUGAAAUAAAACAGAAGGCGGAUGCAAAGGCUCCUAAAGACGUGGACAAUACUUCACAGAUUGAAGCAAACCAUCAGGCACAGAAAGAGAUGAAAAUUGAUCGUUUCUGAGCACAUAUGAGAAAACUGUUAAAUCUUUAAAGAGUGAAUACUUCUGUAACAAACUGAACAAGGAUGGACACGUAAAAAGGACAAAGUUAGUAAACAAGGAGUCAUGUAGUUGUGCCAGUAUGGAAAUCAUUAACUUAACUAUGUACCUCAAUCACAAAUGGACCAGUGGGACUGAAACAGCAACACACAGUUGUGCAAUAUCUUCGGGCAAUCAAAGAGUGGACGAUUGCAACGAGACAAUGGUCCUGUCUCGACCAAUAAGAAGCCACAUAUCUGUCUUCAUAAGAGCUGCAGCUGGGCAUCAUUCGUUGUUCAAUGGUCUAAAUAGUUUUGACAGGACACGAAGUUGACAAAUGUUCUAUAAACUGUCAUUUUGUAUGUUUUUUUUAUUGACUGUAAUUAUUUUGUAUGUGUGAGUAUUUCACAUUAGCACUGUUAAGAGUGAUUGAAAGGAGCACACACUCCAGCAUUACGUAUUAUAGUUUCUCAUUGUUGUACAAUGUGCAAUCAGAAAAAUUAUGUUUGUUUUUUUGUGUUUAACUCAGCAUAAUACUUAGAAUUAUUUAUGGUACACAAAACAUUUUGAAAAAAAAAUUAUACUGCCAAAAGAUUCUGUACAAAUAUUUUGAGUGCUUCAGUGUUUAUUUGUGCCUCUUGUUAUUGUCCCUCCAGCUUUUAGGCCGAUUGAGCUCCAGUCAGUUGAAUUUAAUAAUUUGUAUUUACAAAAUGUUGCCAUACUAGACAUUUGCCCAGCCUUUAAUUGAUCUGGAUUUUCUGAGGCAUAAAGGAUAAGAAGAUGAAUAGAAGGUGCCUGACUGGAAUCCUCCAGAAAUCAACACCAUCCUCUGUCCCUGGAUCAAACACCGACUCUGAACAUAACCACUGAAUCUUACUUGAAUCAAAAGAUACUAAACAGGUGCAUUUAAUGUUGAAUAUGUCAAUAAAAUGUUUAUUUAACAAAGUUAUUUCUUGCAGUGAUGUUGGGAAAUAUGUAAGUGAAAGUUCAGAAAAAUUAAACCCAGUUGCCAAGA